This is a messenger RNA of Aspergillus thermomutatus, 217 nucleotides long. RefSeq lists its product as uncharacterized. The transcript has a single exon. The annotation marks the transcript as partial. NCBI's taxonomy places the organism in Eukaryota, Fungi, Ascomycota, Eurotiomycetes, Eurotiales, Aspergillaceae. The record is from RefSeq and is a predicted model, not a curated record.
AUGGGCUCCUCCGCAUCCAAACCCGCGCGGUCAGCCGCCAGCGCCGUCUCCCGACGCCAAUACCCCAAACAGCCCUCCGCAGCCUCCAGGGCCGCACCACCACCAAGCACAGCACCACAGGUUCCCCCCAGAGAAGCAGACACCACGCAACCACUCAAAGCUCAGUCCCAAGCUCCAUCGCGCUUCAAAGAACAAGCUUCCAUGACAAAAUCACCGG